AUGUCUUGCGCCAAGUCAAGCUAUGAACAUCAACACUUACCCGACCCAGAAGCUAUGAAAAGAAGUUUGGAGUGUAAAGAGAUGCUCAAUCUGCAAACGGCACAGCUUGACCAGAAGGCUCGGUUUCUUCGAUACCAGGCUGCGCUCAUCUCUGACCUAAGAGAGCAAUGUGACCGAGCCAAAGCGCGUACGCGCACAGACUGGGACAGGCUGAUCGCAGAGCGAUUUGACAAGAAAGAGAGGGCGGUAGAAGAACUUGAAGCCCGUCAACUCGAGGAAGAAUUGAAAAUCCAAAAGGAGCACGACAUGGAAAAGCGCGCCGUCAUGGUACGACUGCGGCACAUGGAGGCCUAUUGCAGAAACCCCACGCCCCCUCCCACGCCUAUUGACGCGGUGUCAGGCAGGCCAUCAAGCGACUCUUCAUUACCAGAACGCAAGGUCACCGACAAAGACUACCACAGUCUCGCUCAACAAUAUCGCGAACGUGAUGCCAUGGACACCCUCCAUAUGUCCAAGAUCAACGUUCUUCGAGGCAAGCAGAAGAAGGCCGUGGAGAAUCUCAUGAAUAAAAAAGAACUUGAAAUCAACCAGUUGGAGCUGGAACUGCAAAAAGAACUCGAUGCCGUGGAGAAGGAGUUUUCCAACCAACAAUCAAGUGUGACAUUGAUUCUAGGGCAGAAGAGAGCCAGGCUGGAAGCAAGAUGGAGAACUCAAGCUCUAAUCGAGCGUACGAAGGUGGAAAAAGCGACCGGGCUUCAGUACGCGCCACUGCCAGACAUUGUCGUGAUUGACGAACUCGAACAAGCAGCUGACCCUCUAUGA
Exophiala aquamarina CBS 119918 is the source of this 822-nucleotide messenger RNA. RefSeq lists its product as uncharacterized. The record is from RefSeq and is a predicted model, not a curated record. The transcript has 2 exons. The coding region runs from base 1 to 822 and encodes 273 amino acids. Lineage: Eukaryota; Fungi; Ascomycota; Eurotiomycetes; Chaetothyriales; Herpotrichiellaceae.